CCGGUGAUAGAAGAAUACGGACUUGAAGAUGUCUGAAGUCCAGAAAUACACGAUAGCGGAUGUCGCGAGCCGCAACGGACGAGGUGGAGCGCCCGUCUGGAUGAUAUACAAGGACUCCGUGUACGACGUCACUUCCUACAUCCCUGAGCAUCCCGGCGGUGAUGUGAUCUUAGAAGAGGCUGGCACAGACGCAACGAAAGCUUUCGACGACGUGGACCACUCUUCCGACGCCAUCACAAUAUUAAAGAAAUAUAAAAUAGGUGAAAUUGUCGAGGAAGAAAGGAAAUAUGAUGCUAAUGGCAAAAAGAAGAAGCGCGUAGUAGCUGCCGCACCAGAGAAAGAUGGUAACAGAAGUUGUAUGAACAAGAUCACCUGCGGGCUGCUGGGCUGAUAGCCGUUUAUAUUUACUUAUUUCAACUCCAACAGCAGACUGCAGAUUUAUCUAGUCCCGCCGCUAAGAGAAUGCGUUCCCGACCUCUGUCAGUUGGUUAUGACUAUAAAAUAUAUUAAAAAAAGAAACAAUUGACGUAACCUAAUAACAGGGCGUAUGGAUUAAAAAAAAACUUAUUUAUUUUAAUCGAUAAUUUAAGCCCAAAAUUAUAAAGUUUAUUAUAAGUUGGCAUAAUGAUAUGUGUUUUAAAGAUAUUUGUCGUUUGAAGGACAAACAAACUAGUAUAAUAUUUUUAUUAAAAUUUCUUUCCACUUCCAAGUUAUAUUGUCUAUUCGUUUACGAAUCUGCCAGGAACGUAUUCUCUGAGCGGCCGGUCGUUAGCCAACGAAUUCAGUACAAAGUUAUUAUAAAAAAUAUGAAUUUGAAAGAAAUAAAAGUUUGAAGGCGAAAUUGUAGCGAGAGAGAGGGAAGUAAUAAAAUGGUAUCCACCAUUUUAAUUGUGUAAUUGUAAUGAAAAUAGACUCGAGUCUCUACCAGUACUGCUAAUCUGUGAGAACUCGCUUCGUAUCUCAACCGUAAAAUUUUGAAAACGGUGUAUAUUUUUUGAUGCGGGUAUUCUUUAAUAUUCUAUUUAUUAUAAUCAAUUUCGAAUAUAGUGUCGUGGUUUGCGGUAAAUAUCGAGUUUUUUUACAUAAUAUCACUUAUUUUUAGAGAAUUAAACAAAAAAGUACUUUUUUGUUACUGUAUACGACGAAUUGGGAUAAAAAUACCUACCGUAUUACAUUUUAAUAUUCACGAUGGGUUGAUAUAAUCUGAGAGAGA
Molecule: messenger RNA, 1213 nt
Organism: Nymphalis io (European peacock)
Lineage: Eukaryota; Metazoa; Arthropoda; Insecta; Lepidoptera; Nymphalidae
Product: cytochrome b5-like
Exons: 4
Coding region: 29-391 (120 amino acids)
Cellular component (GO): membrane; intracellular membrane-bounded organelle
Molecular function (GO): heme binding
Source: RefSeq, a predicted model, not a curated record